UUUAAUAUUUUUUACCUGGUGAUUAUGCAACCCAGAUAUCACACUAUACAAAUUGAAAUCUCCUGUCCUAACCUCUUCAACCAGACGUUUGACGUUUAACCUAACCUAAAAACCGUACAUGUAUAAUUAGGAUUUAGACUAAUUAUGGCUGAUGAAAUCACUGGCACCCUUAAAGAAGCUCAUAUUGAGUCUCCGGAUGAUGUAGUUGACCCCUGGAAUGUGGUCAGUAAUUCAGAAAAGGGCGUUGAUUAUGAAAAACUGAUAAAGAAGUUUGGGAGUUCAAAAAUUGACGAUGAGCUUCUUAGUAGGUUUGAGAAGGUUACUGGAAAGCCAGUUCAUCAUUACUUGAGACGAGGAAUAUUUUUUUCUCAUCGUGAUAUGCAUACAAUAUUGAAUUUGUAUGAGAAUGGGAAGCCUUUUUACUUAUACACUGGGAGGGGGCCAUCAUCUUCCUCCAUGCAUUUAGGGCAUUUAAUUCCAUUCACUCUAUGUAAAUGGCUGCAGGAUGUUUUUAAUGUACCUUUAGUGAUUCAGUUGACUGAUGAUGAGAAGUGUUUGUGGAAGGAUAUCACAGCCGAGGAGGCUCAUCGGUUGGCUUAUGAGAAUGCCAAGGAUAUUAUUGCAAUUGGAUUUGAUUUGGAGAAGACUUUUAUAUUCUCUGAUAUUGACUAUAUUGGAAAUUCUUCGGACUUUUAUAAAAAUAUAAUCAAAAUUCAAAAAUGUGUAACCUAUAACCAAGUCAAAGGUAUAUUUGGAUUUGACGACAGCACAGUGAUAGGUAAAAUUGCAUUUCCGGCCAUACAGGCCACACCUUGCUUUUCCACAUCUUUUCCAAGCAUUUUUGGUACCAACAAAUUACCAUGCCUGAUACCAUGUGCAAUAGAUCAAGAUCCUUACUUUAGAAUGACUAGAGAUGUGGCUCCCAGAUUGGGAUUUUCAAAACCUGCCUUAUUGCAUUCCAUUUUUUUCCCGGCUUUGCAAGGUGCUAAAACGAAAAUGUCGGCGUCAGAUGCCAAUUCUACAAUAUACAUGAGUGAUACAGCAAAACAAAUAAAAAAUAAAGUUAACAAACAUGCAUUUUCUGGAGGGCAGACCACAAUUGAAGAACACAGAAAAUUAGGAGGAAAUUGUGAAAUUGACAUAUCCUAUCAAUAUCUAAAAUUCUUUUUGGAGGACGAUGAAAAAUUAAAGAAAAUCGGAAAGGAUUAUACCAGUGGCAAUCUGUUGACUGGAGAGUUGAAGAAACUUUUGAUAGAAACAAUUACUCCAGUUAUAACUAAUCAUCAGCAAAGGAGAGCUCAGGUUACAGAUGAGGUUCUAAAGCAAUUUAUGACGCCUAGGAAAUUAAAUUAUGAUUUUAAAUAGAUUAAUUGAUAAAGCUUAUUUAAUUUAUUUAUUUUAUAUUGAAAUAAAGCAUCUUUUU
Messenger RNA from Brassicogethes aeneus, 1423 nucleotides. The record is from the annotation of a GenBank genome assembly. NCBI's taxonomy places the organism in Eukaryota, Metazoa, Arthropoda, Insecta, Coleoptera, Nitidulidae.